This is a messenger RNA of Aureococcus anophagefferens, 1998 nucleotides long. RefSeq lists its product as hypothetical. NCBI's taxonomy places the organism in Eukaryota, Pelagophyceae, Pelagomonadales, Pelagomonadaceae. The transcript has a single exon. Gene Ontology annotation, molecular function: protein binding. Gene Ontology annotation, biological process: cilium assembly. Bases 1 to 1998 code for a protein of 665 amino acids. The record is from RefSeq and is a predicted model, not a curated record.
AUGGCCCUCGCGGAGGACAGCAGCCAGCUGAAGCUCGACGGGAUCAUCGGGUUUUCCGGCUCCGUGCAGGACGGCGUCCACGUCGUGCGGAGCGAGCACCUGCCGGGGUCGCGCGAGUGGAUCAUCUACCCGCUGGGGAGCCUCGUCGUCGUGCGCCAGACGGGGACGGGGUCGCGCGCCGUCGUCGCCUUCCUCCAGGGCCACAGCAACGACGUGAGCUGCCUCUGCGUCUCCGGCGACGGCCGGCGCCUCGCGUCCGGCCAGGACUCUCACCAGGGCGUCGCGGCGGACGUCAUCGUCUGGGACCUCGUGGAGGCCUGCGAGGGCGCGCUCGCCGGCGAGAGCGCGUCGGAGAAGGUGCUGCUGCAUCGCCUGCGCCAGCACAAGGGCAGCGUCCAGGCCGUCGGCAUCAACUCGACGGAUUCCCUGCUCGCGACGCUCGGCGGCCGCGACGACAACGCGCUGGUCAUCUGGGACCUCGAGAGCGGCGAGCCCAUCUGCGGCCAGCCCGCGGCGGCGGACAACGCCCUGGCGCUCCAGUGGCUCCACGGCAACCCGGACCGGCUGAUCACGUGCGGCGCGCGCCACCUGCGGGUCUGGCAGGUCGACGUCUCUUUGCCGAAGCUCCACGCCAUGGACGCGCUGCUGGGCACGCUCAAGCGCGUCAUGCGCUGCAUCUCCGUGGGCUCCGACGACGCCUUCGCCUACGUCGGCACGACGACGGGCGAGGUGCUCAAGUUCGCCAUCGACCGCGACGGCAUCCAGCUGCCGAACGACCCGGACCGCGUGCGGCCCAUGCUCAAGGCCGUGUCGCCGAAGCGCGUCGGCAUGGGCGUCCACACGUGCCAGUGCCUCACGAACCCGCGCACGGGCAACGACAACGUCAUCGUCGGCGCGGGCGACGGCACGCUCCUCCUCCUCAACACGGACCUGAACGCGAUCGCGAACAAGAAGGAGCAGCUGUUGGGCGCCGUCACGAGCAUCUCCAUGCCGAACCGCGAGAGCGGCCAGUUCGUCGUCUGCACGGCGGAGGCGAACCGCUACCGCGUCGCCGUCAAGGACUGGCAGGCGGACCUGGUCGCGACGGCGCACGUGGGCAAGGUGAAGGACGUCGUCUUCCCGCCGAACUUCAGCGACGUCUUCGUGACGUGCUCCGCCGGCGGCGACAUCCGCGUCUGGAACACGAAGAAGCGCGUCGAGCUCCUGCGCAUCCGCGUGCCGAAUCUGGAGUGCGAGUCCGUGCUCAUCACGUCCUCCGGCGGCGAGGUCGUCAGCGGCUGGUCCGACGGCCGCGUGCGGUCCUUCUUCCCCGAGAGCGGGAAGCUCAAGUUCGUCAUCAACGACGCGCACACGGACGGCGUCACCGCGCUCGCGAUCGUGCCCAACCAGGCGCCGUCGUCUUCGUGGAAGCUGCUCAGCGGCGGCCGCGACGGCCGCAUCCGCGGCUGGCGCGUGACGACGUCCCACCAGGCCAUGCUCUUCAGCAUCAAGGAGCACCGGGGCAUGGUCACGGCGCUCAAGGUGUCCGAGGACGGGUCCAAGGCCGUCUCCGCGAGCGCGGACGGGUCCUGCCUGAGCUUCGACCUCCACACGCAGGUGCGCAAGCUCGCCUUGUUCGAGCCCAACGUCUUCACGAACGUCGCCUGGCACCCGGACGAGAGCCAGCUGUUGACGACGGGCUCGAACUACAAAAUCACGUACUGGGACGCGUACGACGCGUCGCGCAUCCGCGUCGUCGACGGCUCCUUCACGGACGAGAUGACGGCCCUCGACGUCGAGCCCAAGAGCGGCGCCUGGUUCGUCACGGGCUCCGCGGACAAGACCGUCAAGUUCUGGCACUACGACGACGGCAUCGCGUGCGCGCAGGGCAUCGGCCACUCGAAGCGCAUCAACUCCGUGAAAAUCUCCCCGGACCAGGCCAACGCCAUCUCCGUCGGCGACGAGGGCGGCAUCUACAUCUGGUCCCUCGACGAGGCCGUCAAGCCCACGUGCGACUGA